UUUUUGUUGAUAUUCUGUCAGUCUGCAACUCAAAGGAGCUCGAUCGAUGCUGCUAGCAUAAGAAAGCGUUGCUGCAGGACCCAACCAGGAAGUCAACAAAGUUGUAAUUUAAUAUUAGCGUGACUUCGAUAUUCAUCCAUAAACAUUGAACCGACGGGAUGAGUUCUGCCGCCCCUCCGACGAUUGGGGAGUUAUUCCUCAUCCUCGGUGAGAUGGGCUUCCCAGAGGAGCAAAUCCAGGCAGCUGUACAGGCCGGGCAUUUCUCUGUGUCAGACGCAGCUGAGUGGCUCUUGCAGGGUCAGUAUCCACAUCACAGGUUGGUCAAGCAGUCAUCGCAGCCGGCUGAGACGGCAAUUUCUGCUUUCAACCUACCCAAAGAGGCAGCGGGCACUUCAGAGACGCAUACAUCUCCUUCUGACAGCAGAGCAUCCCCUUCAUUGUUGCUGAGACCCUCACAGUCAGGCAACCUGUCCCCAGACCCACUACCAGUUGAGUCGCGCAUUAAACAGGACAAGAGUGACUUUGAAGAGCAGCAGAGGCAACGCGUUGCACAUGAGGCUAGAACAGAGAGAAGACAAAAGAAACAGGAGCGUGAGUCUGUUUUGAAGCGGAUAGCUGAGGAUCGGAGGAGUUUGCAGCAGAAGAAGCAGACCAGCGCUGCCACAGAGACGUCUCCUCCCAGUGCUCAAGGGGAGAAGCUUGGAGGACAGAUUCAGACUAAUGUGGACAACAACUGCGUCCUCAUGAUUCGUCUCCCAUCUGGCGAGUCGAUGCGUGAGCGCUUCCCAGCCGACGCCCCUCUGCGCAGCGUCAUGGAGCACAUCACCGGGCGUCACCCCUCCCUACCCUCCUUUUCUCUACUCCAGGGUUUUCCACGGAAGCGCUUCGGGGAGGCGGAGCUCGCUUGUUCGCUGCACUCUCUUGGCCUCACUCCCAACGCCGCACUGUGCAUUCAGACCACUCCUCCCGAGACUCCUCAGGAUCCACCGAGUCCCGCGAAUCCGCCGUCAGUGGGACAUAUUGAGCCCUCUCCCUGUGAUGCGUGUCCUCAGCCACACGUCCCGGUGCUGGAGGGGGCGGGAGGGCAGGACCUGGUUCUCCCUCCUCCACUACCCAACCAGCUGUGGGAGGAGGCGGUGAACUACGCAGGGAUUCCUGGAGUUGGUCCUUCUCUGACUGGGCCAUCUCACUUCUGGGGCCGAGGCAACAGGAUGGUUACUGGUAAUGCCGAGGAAGCUGCGGGCAUAGAAGUCGAUGAGGAACAAGGAGAUGAGGAAGAUCCACCCUACAUGCUUAACGGAAUGCCGCGGCUGCCUUUCUUCCCGGACAAUCGGUUCCGUGGAGAAUUUGAGGCGCGGCACGCUUGGCCAGAGCAAGGCAACCGCCUGAGGGAGGCUCCGGAGGAGGACCCAGCGGAGCCUGAGGAUGCUGGAGGUCGGGAGGCCCCUGGAGCUGCAGGUCUGGCUGCAGUGGAGCGUCUUCAAAGAGCUGCACAGCAAGAAGACCCCCGAGCCUCCCAGGGACAACCGUCACCCCCUAAAAAACCCUUCAGGGCACCCAGCGUGCCGUCCCUAUGUGCCUUGGCGACCCGCGCAACCGUCCACCUCAUGACUGCUCCCAGCAUGCAGUACAGCAGCAGUCUGGCAUGCCUCACCCCGGAGCUAGCGGAGCUUCUGCUCAACCACAUGUCCCGCGAGAGGCUCCUGCGUCCGCGCACCCUGGAGCUCUUCUUCGGCUGCCCGUUGCAGAAGUUUGUCCUGAACUGCUACCCUUACUCCACCAACGAGCUCCUGCGGCAGUUACGGGCCUUCACGGCACUGAAGCACCUGAGUCUGGUCAGCUCUCCUCUCAUCACUGAUUCCGGGCUGUCAAUCAUUUCCAGUCUGCUCAAACUCCAGUACCUCAACCUGGCCUCCUGUAGCAAACUGACCAACUCCUGUCUGCAGCACAUCACAGGUUUAAAGAGCCUGUGUUUCCUGUCGCUGGACCAGACCAAAGUGACAGAUGCUGGGAUGGUGUUGUAUCUCCAGUCUGCUCCGUCCUGUCUCUCUCAGCUCAGCCUGAACCAAACAGCUGUGACUGAAGCCACACUGGCAGUCCUGCCCACCUGUGUGCCACAACUGAGGCUCCUCAGCAUCAAGCAGACGAAGGUCAGUGAUGUGUCGGCAUUGGCGGAGCUGUCCAUCCUGCAGACUCUCAUCCUGGAUGGGACAUGCGUGACGGAAAGCUCUCUGGAGCACCUCGCCAGCCACCCUGCCCUGUCGUCCCUCAGUGUGGCAGGAAUCCCCGUAGCAGAUGGUGAUCACGCCCUGCAGAUCAUCUCAGGUUUAAAGUUGACUCAGCUGACCCUCCCAGGACGCCACUUGGUGACAGACAGCGGGUUGUCCUUCCUCUCUAGACUGUCUCUGCUCUUAGAGCUGGACCUGACGGACUACACACAAGUCACGGACCAGGGCGUCUGCCAGCUCUCCACCAUGAACAGGUUGAAGAAGCUGUCACUGAGCAACACACAGGUGACGGAUGCAGGGCUCCCCUCGCUGCGAGGCCUGCAGGAGCUGCAGGAGCUCUGUUUGGACCGAACGGCGGUCACCAGCCGAGGAGUGGCCGAACUCGUCACCUGUCUGCCGCACCUCCAGGUACUGGGGUUAGCCAGCACUCGGGUGGGCGACACAGUAGUGAGGAGAGGUCUGAUCCGCUGCAAUCAACUUGUGAAGCUCAACCUCAGCCGCACGCGGAUCACAGACCACGGUCUAAAGUUCUUGAAAAACAUGCCUCUAGCUCAGGUGAACCUGGACGGCACCGGCGUGAGUAUGAUGGGUAUUGCGAGCCUCCUCUCUUUCACUAACAUCAGCAGCAUCCGGGCGAGCAACACCCGCAGCAUCCCCCCAGACGACGUCUCGGAUGAGGAGUGGGAAGCCCAGUGAGCAUCGAGAGCUUCCGUUGGUCCGUGCAUACUGUACCUGAGCAUCCGACUGCUGCGGUCCUCCUUUAACCCCGGAAACACGCUGCUGUCUGGAUACUGAAACACUCCUAUUUGCACUGUUUCAUACGUAGCUCGGGCCACUAAUCUGUCAAUCACAGCCACUACCAAGUUAAAACCUGAAACAAGAGCCUAGGGGAUAUAUAUAUAUCUCUAUCUCUCUCUCUGGAACAACUCCACCCGACAAACGUUAAAGCCUUAUAGGUAGGAACUAUCCGUUUUUCUCUUCGUUGGAGCUUUUUGAGCCGACCGGCAGGAACAUAUUAAACGUUGGAAAUGUAACUUAUAACACAGCAUGUAUUUUCCGACUGUAAAGACUAUCAGCCUGAUAUGUUUGAAUUCAAUUAAAACCUAAAUAACAAGUUGUCAGUUCAACUAAAUCUUUUUUUGGAUGUGGAGUCGGAGUUAUUAAAACUAACAUUGAAGCUUUAGCUGUAUUUGCGUCAUGUUGGAUUUAUUAGAAUGCAUUUCAAAAUGAGAUGUCUAUUAGAAUUAGGUCUUUUAGUGUGAAUGAUUGGCACUAUUAAUUGUACAGUACAUGAGGAAAACACUAGACAUCAAUUGUCAAAGAUAAAGUAUCGUAGAGUGUUGACACCAUGACAAAGUAUUUGCUCAGUUUCUCAUUUUAAUUUUAUUUCGACUGCACUUUUUCUACCAUGCUGCUAGAUGUCGGGAUCCUUAUGUUACAUAAUUGGUCUACGUAGGCAUCGUUUAAAACAAAUGUUUCCUGUUCAAAGAGAAGUUGAUCUGUGAUAAAGUGGUAUGUGGCAGUGAGAACACGAGUCGUGUCAGUUAGAACUUUGUGAGAAACUGAACAUAUUCAUCCUGGUAGCAGAGUUUGGCCAAACUUGUUUCUUUGACACUUUUCCUGUCCGACGUAAACAAAGCUUUACUGUAAGAGCUCAUAAUGAAGAGCUCAUAACUUGUGAUGUUACUGCAAACCACCGAGUCACUUAACUUUUUAAAGUGCAUUGAUUCGGUUGAUAUUUCAUAAAUGGCUGUAUUAGCAUUGCUACCAUCUUGACCAGUUUAGCCAUUUUCAGUUCCAUGGACAACUGGGUGAGCAGCAGCAGCGGCAUACAGUGAGACUAAGAUGAAGUAGGAUCUAUGCAGCCAUGGGGCUCUCAAGUCAGAAUCCAAAGCAACUUAUUUUACUCACAUCCAGUUCUGUCCUCUUGUUUACAGAGAUGUAAGAUAGUUUAUUUUCCCUAAAGGCUUUUGAUUUUUGGAUACGAGCACUGUAUUCGUUAAGUGUAAAAUAAAGUCUUUGAAAUCCUAA
This is a messenger RNA of Anarrhichthys ocellatus (wolf-eel), 4259 nucleotides long. RefSeq lists its product as uncharacterized. Gene Ontology annotation, biological process: negative regulation of protein ubiquitination; negative regulation of protein K48-linked deubiquitination; negative regulation of proteasomal ubiquitin-dependent protein catabolic process. Bases 159 to 2924 code for a protein of 921 amino acids. The transcript has 17 exons. The record is from RefSeq and is a predicted model, not a curated record. NCBI's taxonomy places the organism in Eukaryota, Metazoa, Chordata, Actinopteri, Perciformes, Anarhichadidae. Gene Ontology annotation, cellular component: cytoplasm; nucleus. Gene Ontology annotation, molecular function: K48-linked polyubiquitin modification-dependent protein binding.